AUGACCGAAGUGGAAACGGAGAGGACCCACUUUGACAUGUCCUCCAAUGAUCUGAUCAGAAGUAUAGUAGAGGACCUUUUCUCAUACAGCUCUUUGCGUUGGGAACGAGUGUUGCAAUACUACUUUUUUGAAGACGUCAUUCUUACAACGCCCAUCCUAUCUACUGAAGGUGUCAAUAACGUCCAUUUCGUUUAUACCCUAUGUCAAGCGUUGAAUCGGCAAGCACCCACCAUCGAAAACAUUGUAUUUGAUACGAGGCGAACAGCUGUGGUGCACCUUACACUCAACGUGUCUCCCUGUAUCCUUCCAUCCUUUCUGAGACUCCGGAUCCCUGUGGUGACAACGCUGCAUUUUCGCAAAACAGAACCAGAGAGUGGAUUGUUAAAGAUUUACCAUCAAGAGGAUAGUUGGACUUUGGAAGGACUACUUCAAGCGUUACCAUUGAUCUCGUUUUGGUAUACCCAUAUCUUCAGGGUGAUGAUGGGGCUGCUGAUGACAACCUUGGGUGACCUAUUGGAUUCUGCACUUGGUCAUGCUCAAAAAAUGUCCGCACGAGGUCGAGAAAUCCAACGUCAAAGCCGUGAUUUGGCUCUUGAAUUGGAUGAGUACAGAGCCAACCUGCAUGAAAAUUAUCUCGAUCGCAUUCGCAGUUGGCGCCAAGAACAACACACCACCCACCAUCAUGAGAAUAGCUUUGAUACCUUUUUGCUCUACCCAGCAAGUCGACAAGAUGGCCCAUCAUCUCGAUACCAACCACAGCAAUAA
This is a messenger RNA of Lichtheimia ornata, 765 nucleotides long. RefSeq lists its product as uncharacterized. The record is from RefSeq and is a predicted model, not a curated record. The transcript is spliced from 5 exons. Lineage: Eukaryota; Fungi; Mucoromycota; Mucoromycetes; Mucorales; Lichtheimiaceae. The coding region runs from base 1 to 765 and encodes 254 amino acids.